Gastrolobium bilobum is the source of this 1296-nucleotide messenger RNA. RefSeq lists its product as uncharacterized. Bases 82 to 1191 code for a protein of 369 amino acids. Lineage: Eukaryota; Viridiplantae; Streptophyta; Magnoliopsida; Fabales; Fabaceae. The transcript is spliced from 5 exons. Gene Ontology annotation, molecular function: aldose 1-epimerase activity; carbohydrate binding. The record is from RefSeq and is a predicted model, not a curated record. Gene Ontology annotation, biological process: glucose metabolic process; beta-D-galactose catabolic process via UDP-galactose, Leloir pathway.
UUCAUAAUUUUCUCCUCAAUGUUCUCUUAAUUAACCCAUUAAGCACAAUCCUAGCUUUAUAGGACAUUACUGUGUAGGAAAAUGACUAAGUUUUUGGUGUUGCUGUGUCUGCUAUUCUUAGCUGCUUCAGGGUUUGUCAAUGGCUCUGUCAAGAAGGAGAAGGACCCUAUUAGGUUCUUUGAGCUCAAGAAAGGUGACAUUUCUUUAAAGGUCACCAACUGGGGUGCAACACUUGUAUCCCUAGUCCUUCCUGAUAAGAAUGGAAAGUUGGGUGAUAUUGUUCUUGGAUAUGAUUCCAUCAAGGCUUACAUGAAUGAUACAACAUAUUUUGGAGCUACUGUUGGACGGGUUGCUAACAGAAUUGGAGGAGCUAAGUUUACUCUAAAUGGAAUCCAUUACAAAUUAAUUGCUAAUGAAGGAAACAACACACUUCACGGUGGACCUAAAGGAUUUAGUCGUGUUCCUUGGAAAGUGGAAAGGUACGUAAGAGAAGGUGACAUGCCCAGAAUCACCUUCAGUUACCAUAGUUUUGAUGGUGAAGAAGGAUUUCCCGGGGACCUCCUUGUAACUACAAGCUACAUUCUUGGGAAAAACUCAUUGAGUAUAAUUAUGAAAGCAAAAGCUCUAAACAAGCCUACUCCAGUGAAUUUAGUAAACCAUGCUUAUUGGAACCUAGGAAAUCACAAUAGUGGUAACAUUCUAGAUGAAGUGGUUCAAAUCUUUGGAUCACAGGUCACAUUAGUUGAUAGCCAACUCAUUCCCACCGGCAAAUUUGCUCCUGUUAAGGGUACCCCAUAUGAUUUCCUUAAGCCACACAUUGUUGGGACCAGGAUCAACCAGUUGAAUAAAACUAAUGGUUAUGACAUAAAUUAUGUGCUUGAUGGUAAAAAAGGCAGAGAGUUCAAGCUGGCUGCUAUAGUUAUGGAUAAGAAAUCAGGGAGAGUUAUGAAGCUCAUAACAAAUGCUCCUGGUGUGCAAUUUUAUACUGCUAAUUUCGUUGAGAAUGAAAAGGGUAAAGGAGGAUUUGUUUAUCAACCACGUUCAGCACUUUGUUUGGAGAGUCAAGCUUUCCCUGACUCAGUGAAUCACCCUAAUUUCCCAUCAACUAUUGUGACACCAGAAAAGCCUUACAAGCAUGUUAUGUUACUUAAGUUUUCCACUAAAGCUCCGUAUGCAUUUUCACAAUCCUAGGAACUAUGCCACUUUUCUAUGUAAUUGGUUGAGGGUACCAUGUCUCGAGUUACAUGCAAACUUGGGUUUAUUAAAAUUAAUAAUAAGAGAGUGUGCUCUUCAUCA